Molecule: messenger RNA, 849 nt
Organism: Closterium sp. Naga37s-1
Lineage: Eukaryota; Viridiplantae; Streptophyta; Zygnematophyceae; Desmidiales; Closteriaceae
Source: the annotation of a GenBank genome assembly
AUGGCCCACUCAGCCCAACCCUGUUGCCUUCCAGCAACCAAUGCAUGCGCCCCUCCUCUCCUCUCGCUCCUCUCCUCUCGCCCCUCCCCUUGCACCUCCAGGCGGGCCGGUCUGAAUGGCUUCACUGGCUCUAUCCCCUCCACCAUCUCCGCCCUCACCGCCCUCACCACCUUGUAUGCCUCCCCUUCCCAUCCUCUUCCUUACUCUCUCCCGUUCCCAUCCUCUCUCCUCUUCCUUCCUCUCUCCCAUUCCCAUCCUCUUUCCCCUUUUUGUCCUCUUCCCCUUCCCAUCCUCGCUCCCCUUCCCAUCCUCUCUCCCCUUUUUGUCCUCGCUCCGCUUCCCAUCCUCUCUCCCCUUCCCAUCCUCUCUCCCCUUCCCAUCCUCUCUCCCCUUCCUAUCCUCUCUCCCCUUCCCAUCCUCUCUCCCCUUCCCAUCCUCUCUCCCCUUACUUCUUCUCUCCCCUUCCUUCCUCUCCUUCCCCGUCCUUUCUUGGAAACCUCAUUAGAAAUGCAGUGGAAGCAUUCACGCCCCUACCUCACUGUGCAUGCCUCCACAUAUCCCCCACAUCCCCUUCCCUCCACAUCCCCUCCCCUCCACAUCCCCUCUCAACCACAUCCCCUCACCUUCAUAUCCCCUCACCUUCAUAUUCCCUCCCCUCCACAUCCCCUCGCCUCCACAUCCUCUCUCCACCACAUCCCCCCACCUCCACAUCCCCCCCCCACCACUCGCCUAGCCUACACAUCCCCUCGCCUCCACAUCCCCUUGCAUCUGCCUGCCCUCAUUGCGUGCAGAGACCUCUCCUGGAAUCAACUCACCUCCAUGCCUUAUGCCAUCAAUGCUGACGUGUAA